AUGUCUGUGAACCCUGUAGUCUACAGCAACACUUUUUCAAUCGAUGCAGACACUGGAGUACUACAAGUAAAUACUGCAAUUGACAGAGAAGAAUGUCCAUAUCUUCUUGUUGUCAUUGAGGCAGCUCAGCAAGACAAUAAUCUUAAAACAGCUGAUGCAGUAGUGUUGGUUUCUAUUGAAGAUGUGAAUGACAACUCUCCAGUAUUUUCACAAUCAAAUUACAAUGUCUCAAUUCUAGAAAACUUCCCGGAUGGGAUGCAAGUUCUUCAAGUAACAGCUACUGAUAAAGAUGAGGGAGGCUUCCAGGGAACAUUCAUUCUCUAUCCAGCUGACAGUCCCUUCCAGCUAAGUGAAGCCGGGAUCCUAACAGUGAAGAACUCCACACUGUUAGACAGGGAGAAAAUUCCAUCUAUUCACCUACAGGUUGCUGCUAGAGAUCACUUGCCACCUUACUAUGAAGUGCAGUCAGCAAUCAAUAUAUUGUUGCUGGAUGAAAAUGACAACUCCCCCACCUUUACAGACACGCCAUAUCAACGGGAGAUUUUCAUCAACAUGACUGCAGGAAUGUCCAUUCUCCAGGUUGCUGCUGAUGAUCCAGAUGAUGGUGUAAAUGGAGAGAUAAGGUUUAUCUUAGCAGGUGGCAAUGAAGAUGGACACUUUGAAUUGAAUACAUCCACAGGACAAAUCAGUUUAAAAACAGUGAUCCCCUUAGGAGUCAACGAGCUUAAGAAUUUUGUCUUGUGGAUUACAGCUACUGAUGGUGGGAUGACUCCAAGAAGUUCGUCAGUUCCUGUAAAAGUCUUUGCAGUUGGAGAUUCCCGUCCUCAGUUUGUUUACAAAGUAUAUAAUGCAUCUGUGGAAGAAGAACAGGCCAACAGUGUUGAAGUAACAAGAGUAGAAUUUGAGUCUUUAAAUCCUCAUAUACCAGUUACAUUGAAAGUACUGACAGAAUCAGCUACAUUUGACAUCGAUGUCGAUGGAAUCAUCUGGACAAAAACCAAACUGGACUAUGAGUCCCAGAAAAAUUACAUCCUAAAUAUUUCCUUGUCAGAUGGAACGGCUGAAGACUAUGCUACUGUGUUUAUCACAGUUACAGAUGUCAAUGACAACAGUCCUGUGUUUGGUGUAACUAGCACUACCAUUAAUAUUCUGGAGAAUGUAACAGCUGGAACUACUCUUAUCAACGUGUCGGCUACUGAUGCGGAUGAGGGCUUUAAUGGAUUUGUGGUUUAUGUUCUGAAAGGUGGAGAGGGAAAAACAGAUAUUGACUCAUCAGGAUUAAUUUUGCUGGAGAAGGAACUGGACAGAGAAACACAAGAAAUCUAUAACUUAACUGUUAUUGCUAGUGACCAAGGUCAACCCGUGCUCUCUACAGCUCUCAAUUUGACAGUCAUUGUUGAUGAUGUGAAUGACAAUCCUCCAGUCUUCGGGGCAAACAGAUAUGAAAUGAGUGUCUUUGAAGAUGAAGUGGUAGGGAGGACACUACUGACACUAUCUGCUACAGAUUUGGAUGCUGGGGCCAAUGCACUGGUGAAGUACGGGAUUGUCAACCAGCUCCCUUCCUCCUUGUUGCCUGUGUUUCAUGUCAAUUUGACCACAGGUCAGCUCAGCCUGAACCAGCCACUGGAUUAUGAAACCGUAAAGCAAUAUGAAUUAGAAGUUGAGGCAUCAGAUGGAGGGCAACCAAGUCUCAGCACAACGACACUUGUUGUUUUCCAUAUACUAGACAUCAACGAUAACCCACCAGAAUUUAACCAGGCAUCUUACGAUGUAUUUGUUUUUGAGAACAUACAAAAAGGUAGCCCUAUCUACACAUUCAGUAUUACUGACAAGGAUGAGGCAGGCUUUUCUCAGGGACACUUUGUUCAUAACAGUACUUCAUUUACUGUGGAUGUCCCCGGAGUACUUUCAUUAAGGAAUGACACAGAACUGGACAGGGAGACUACAUCUGGAUUUACUUUACAAGUAUGGGCAGUUGAUGCUGAAACAAAUGGGCUUAAUUCAAGCGCCUUGUUCCAUAUCACAGUCCUGGAUGUCAAUGAUAACAACCCUGAGUUUCAGAUGCUGCCAUACAAUUUUGAAGUCCUGGAAGGCGAUUACUUAUUGGGUGCUCCUGCUGUAGUUGGACAUGCAGUUGCCGAUGAUUUGGAUGAGGGAGAGAAUGCACGAAUUACAUAUCACUUAUCAGCUGCGGAUGGAGAUAAUCCAUAUGACAUCCAACAGGAUGGAACCAUCUUGGUUAAUGGCUUUGUAGACCGAGAAGCCAAAGAGAAGUAUGAGCUACUGGUGGUGGUAUCAGAUAAUGGAGUACCUCAGAGACAGAACUUCACAUAUGUCAGCAUUCAAGUAUUAGAUGUGAAUGAUAACCCUCCUCAGUUUACGAAAGCACAAUACUCAGCCACUGUACGUGUGGCAACAGCAAAAGAAGGAUUUUCUGUACUGUCUGUGUCUGCUACUGACCUUGAUGUGGGGAACAACUCUGUUAUUUCAUACAGUUUUAUGAACCAUUCUGAUGAUUUCUAUAUAAAUAACCAUACUGGAGAAAUCACUCUCAGCAAUAACUUGGCCCAUAUUACAGCUGAUACAAUCAUUACACUGACAGUUAUUGCUGCUGACCAUGGAGUUCCUCAGCUUACAUCAAAUGCCUCUGUUACUAUCUACUUGCUGGUAAACGACACCGACUUCGGACUGAUUUUCGAUAGCUCCAGCUAUGAGUUCAGCAUUCCAGAAGAGGAGCCAGUUAGCACUGCUGUUGGUGCUGUGAGGGCUCUGACUGGAAGCCUAGCCAUAAACGUAGCGUAUUCUCUGAAAACACAUAGUGACAAGUUCUCUGUUAAUGAACAAGGAGACAUUGUGACUCUUGCCAGGUUAGAUCGGGAAGAAGAAGACCUAUACAGCAUAAUUGUGGAAGCAGUUGAUUCUGUGGUGCCACCCAAUACAGCUGUUGCUUUGGUGACUGUAAGGCUGACUGACAUCAAUGACAAUCCUCCAGUUUUCUCAUCACUGAUUCAGACAAAAUUAUCAGCUCCUGAGAACGCAGGCGUGCUCAACUUGGGCAUAUUUUCUGCUACUGAUCUGGACAUAGGAGUUAAUGCACUUAUAAGCUAUUCUUUACAAGAUGAUUUUGCCGGAAUAUUCCAUAUUAAUAGUUCCACUGGCGAUCUGAUGACAAAGCAGUCCUUUGACAGAGAAGUGAUGGACAGUUAUGAACUGAAAAUAAUAGCCACUGAUUCUGGCAAGCCAUCACAAUCUGCAAGCUUAAUUCUAAACAUCACUGUAGAAGAUGUGAAUGACAACCCACCAGUGUUCCCUCAGAAAUCAUACGCUGUGGUUGUAAAAGAGAAUGAGCCUCCACAUGUGAUUCUGAGUGCAACAGCCACAGAUGAAGACAUAGGGUACAAUGCUAUUAUUUAUUACACUAUAAUUGGAGAGACAUCUUCAUUUUAUGUUGGAGAACUUUCUGGAAAUGUUACAACUUUACAACCUCUGGACUAUGAAACUCGUGCCCAUUAUACAUUUAUUCUGAAAGCUUUCAAUCCUGCAGAGCCAUAUUUACAGGAUACAGCAAACAUUACAG
Tinamus guttatus (white-throated tinamou) is the source of this 3577-nucleotide messenger RNA. The record is from RefSeq and is a predicted model, not a curated record. NCBI's taxonomy places the organism in Eukaryota, Metazoa, Chordata, Aves, Tinamiformes, Tinamidae.